AUGACUACGUAUGAGAAGCUCGUAAAGGGAGCCACCAAGAUUAAGGUGGCUGCUCCAAAGCCAAAGUAUAUCGAGCCAAUUCUUAUGGCAACUACAGACAGAAGUGAAUUCAAGUCGGUUAUGGUUGCUCUUCAGUCAAGAUUGGGUGAUACCGCUUGGUCAAUUGUUUACAAGGCAUUGUUGGUGAUUCAUAUCAUGAUAAGAGAAGGUGAUGGAGACAUAACGCUAAAAUAUCUGGCGACUCAUUUACAUUUCUUUGAUUUGAACCAGAUCAAGCAGAUUGGGUCUCCAGAUUCAAAACAAUUGUUGAGAUAUGCAAAAUACCUUGCUGUUAAAUCAAAACAAUAUGGUAACGUGGGGAUUGAUUACGUUAAAGAUGAACAAACAAAGAAUGAUGGUGGUAGACUAAGGAACUUGAGUAUAGAUAAAGGGUUGUUACGUGAAGUUGAAAGUGUUGAAAAACAAAUUAGAGCAUUGGUCAAUUGCAAAUUUAGUGAAGCUGACAUAAAUAAUGAUGUUGUUCUAACAUGUUUUAGAAUGCUUGUUAAUGAUUUACUACGUCUUUAUCAAUCUUUAAAUGAAGGUGUGAUAAAUAUUUUGGAACAUUAUUUCGAAAUGUCUAAAUAUGAUGCCGAACGGGCUCUGAUUAUUUAUAAAGAUUUUGUUGAUUUAACAAAAGAUGUUGUCAACUAUUUAAGAAUAGCUAAACAUCUGGAAUAUGCAACCAAGCUACACGUCCCAACUAUAAGACAUGCACCAACUGCAUUGGCAAAUAGUUUAGAAGAAUACUUGCAUGAUGAAAAUUUUGAAGUCAACAGGAAACAGUACCUUGCUGAAAGGGAAUUGAAAAAUUCAAACCCAGAUUCGAAAAGAGCUACACCAGCACCAAAGAAAAUUGAACAAUCAGCUACUGGAUCGAAUUAUAAUCCAUGGUCAAAUCAAAUUGGAUUACAACAGGUUAAUUUGAACGGACAACAACAACAACAACAACAACAACCGUUAGUUCAACAACCAACUUCAAAUCCAUUUCUUCAAUUUCAAGCUCCUCAAACUACAUCACAAGCACCACAACAAUUUCAACCACAACAAACAGGAUUUCAACAACAGCAAACAGGGUUCCAACCACAAUUCCAGCCUCAACAAACUGGUUUACAACAAGCCCAAACAAUGCCAUUACCUGUUCAGCAAGUUCAAACAUUCAACUAUCCAGGAAAUCAACAACAACAACAAUUUGUACCUAAUUUCACUGGGUUUGGUGGUUACCAACAGCAACCUCAAAUUCAACCACAGUUGACACAACAAUCCACUGGUAAUCCAUUUACCACAGCCAAUAACAAUCCACCAAAACCAUUAGAAUCAUCAAAGACCGGCAACAAUCCAUUUGCAAUUGACUAUAAAUCCAGGUUAACUUCAAUAUCGGAAAACAGUAAUAAUUCGAUCCAACCUCAACAAACUAGUUCAAACCCAUUUUCAAAACCAAUCACCACUUCACUUACACAUCAAUCUACGGGCACAAAUCCAUUUCAAAAAACAUACACUUCAAAUAGAAUAUCUGUCAAUGGUGGUAAUCCUUUGAAACCACAAGCAACUUUUGGAGGUUAUGAAAAUUUAACAACAAUACCUGUUUUCCCACAAACCAUUCAACAACAACAUACAAAUCUUCUUCAACAACAAGCUGGAUGGGAACUUCAACAACAAAUGGCCUUGAACCAACAACAACAACAGCAACAACAGCAACAACAACAACAAAAUGCAUUUCAACAACACCCAACUGGAAACCAAUUUAGUUUUCAACAAUAUGAAGGUCCAAGUUUGAUUUGA
Messenger RNA from Hansenula anomala, 1821 nucleotides. Its product is annotated as Yap1802p. Gene Ontology annotation, molecular function: 1-phosphatidylinositol binding; phosphatidylinositol-4,5-bisphosphate binding; SNARE binding. Lineage: Eukaryota; Fungi; Ascomycota; Saccharomycetes; Phaffomycetales; Wickerhamomycetaceae. The transcript is spliced from 3 exons. Bases 1 to 1821 code for a protein of 606 amino acids. The record is from RefSeq and is a predicted model, not a curated record. Gene Ontology annotation, biological process: vesicle budding from membrane; clathrin coat assembly; clathrin-dependent endocytosis. Gene Ontology annotation, cellular component: clathrin-coated vesicle; clathrin-coated pit.